CAAAAGAAAAUGGAGAUUUUGAGCUUCCAAAAAAUGGUGUUGAUGAUGAUGCUGACCAUGAUGUUCAUAAACAUAACGAAAUCAGAGCUUCACUACGUUGGAGGGGACAAGUUUAGUUGGGUACCCAAAGUUAACCUGACAGAAUGGUCAAGUCACGAGCACUUCCAUUUGAAUGAUUGGCUUUACUUUGGAUAUGACAGGGACAUGUACAAUGUACUAGAGGUGAACGAGACAAGUUAUGCGAACUGCAUAACCACAGGAUUUAUUAAGAAUGUAUCAACAGGUGCAGGAAGAGAUGUGUUUCAGCUGACAGAGUUCAAGACCUUCUACUUCUUAAGUGGAGGAGGCUAUUGUAGUGAUGGGAUGAAGGUUGCUAUAAAGGUUACAGAAGGUGUUGCUGCACCCACUCCAGCACCUUCACCUAAAAGUGCUGCUCCAGCACCUUCACCAGAAAGUGCAGCUCCAGCACCUUCACCAGAAAAAGGUGAUGCUUGUGGCAUUCACCUCAACCAAAUACUUUUGGUGUUCAUCUUUGUCUUCAUGUGGGGUAUCUCUUCAAAUUACAUUAGCUACUAGAAAUGGUAGACCACAAGUAGAUUUACCAUAUCGAUGUGUUGAUUUUAUGUGUAAUGGUAAGCUGAAUUAUGGCAUUCAAUGUAUCUUUUAGCUUUAUUAAUAAGUAAUUUCACACUUGUGGAAAGUUUGAGUAUUUUUUGCAUGAUGUUCUAAGUUCAA
Molecule: messenger RNA, 735 nt
Organism: Cajanus cajan (pigeon pea)
Lineage: Eukaryota; Viridiplantae; Streptophyta; Magnoliopsida; Fabales; Fabaceae
Product: early nodulin-like protein 20
Cellular component (GO): plasma membrane
Molecular function (GO): electron transfer activity
Source: RefSeq, a predicted model, not a curated record